AUGCUGUUUUCAGUCCGUGUGAUCAGGAGAAUAUUUGUGAUGUUGGUGUUAGCCAGCCUACUCAUCCUCAGCUACCUCCUGCAUGAGAAGCUCCUCAAGUUGGAGAAGAAGCUCUCAGCCUCUUCUGAUGCCAUCCAGCCUCAGGAGGUUGGAAAUCCCCAGCUUUUUACUACUAUCUUCUGUAGCCCCCCCAAAAGUUCCAUAAAACAGACAGAAGAAGUUUAUGAUCAAGACUUCUGCCUUAAGUUCAUGGAAGACAAAUUUUGUGAGAAAGGCAAGACACAUCCAUGCAGGUCUAAUGUGCAGAAGAAAAAGAAGGAGGUGGAAGUAAAUAACAUCCUUGCCAGAUUAGACCAGCAGAUGCCCAAUGUUACUUUUACUGAUAUAAAAUCUACUACAAGUGCCGAGAACAGCAAGGCCACUCUGUUGAACCAGAAGGACUCCUACUGUGUUGGAGAGCACUUGCUGGUUCAACUGGAUUUGUACAACUACUUGGGGAAGAAGAAGGAAUAUGGGGGAGACUUCUUAAGAGUGAGGAUCUUCUCACCAAAUCUCAAGGCUGGAGCUUCUGGACACAUCAAGGACUACAGGAAUGGAACCUACUUGGUGAAUUUCACCUUAUUUUGGGAGGGUAAAGUCAGAGUUUCUAUCUUACUCAUACAUCCCAGUGAAGCAGUUUCUGCCCUGUGGGCUGCAAGAAAAAAAGGCUAUGACAAAAUAGCAUUCAUAGGCAGAUUUUUAAAUGGAACUUCAUAUAUUUCUACCGAAUGUGGUUUCCACAUAUCCACAAAGACAGAACUCUGUGAAUAUGGAAAUGAACGAGAUCAAGAAGCCUUCUAUUGUGUGAAACCAAAGAACAUACCUUGUGAAGCUUUUGUUCACCUGAUGACUAGCAACAGGCCAAUAUCCUACCUCACGGUCCAGGAACAGAGCCUUUUGACCAGGAACAAGAUUGGAGUUGAAAUCCCUCAGAAGUUUGGGGAGAUCCAGGUUUUAUCUUGCAACAGAAGUGCCAGGAUAGCAAGAGGAAAAUGCAGAACUGGGAUGGGCUCGCCCAUCCCCAGCGGCUACGCCUUGCACAAUGCUUGGUACCCACAGUUUUGCUCCGUGUCCGAUUUUAGCACUCUGGAUAAAAUCCAUGCAUGCCUGAAGAGGAAAAUGAUUUACCUCAUGGGGGAUUCAACAUUGCGACAGUGGAUUUAUUCUCUUACUGAGAAGGUGGCAACACUAAAGUUUUUUGAUUACCAUGGUGCUGGAGUGUUCAAGACACACGUGGCUAUGGAUUUGGAGAGAAACACGUUCAUCCAAUGGAAAAAGCACGGGCACCCCUUCGUGACAAAGAAGUUCUUCUCCAUAAAAGACAACAACUACAUUAGCAGUGAAAUCGCCAGGCUAGCUGGGGAUGAAGACACAGCCAUUGUUAUCACUCUGGGGCAGCAUUUCCGGCCUUUCCCCAUGCAUAUUUUUGUAAGACAAUUGCUAGAUGUUCGUAGGGCUGUCUGCCACCUACUUCUGAGGAGCCCAGAAACACGUGUCCUCAUCAGAGCGGAAAACACCAGAGAACUGAACGUAGAGACUGAACGCUUUGGUGAUAUCAAUGGCUUCCCCCAGAAUCUUGUCAUAAGAGACGUCUUUCAGGGCCUUGAUGUCGGUUUUAUUGAUGCUUGGGAUAUGAGCAUUGCUUAUGCUGUUAACAAUGUCCACCCACCAAACCAUGUGGUCUGGAAUCAAAUCAUUAUGUUUUUAACUUAUAUCUGUUAG
This is a messenger RNA of Candoia aspera, 1761 nucleotides long. Its product is annotated as NXPE family member 1-like. The record is from RefSeq and is a predicted model, not a curated record. NCBI's taxonomy places the organism in Eukaryota, Metazoa, Chordata, Lepidosauria, Squamata, Candoiidae. The coding region runs from base 1 to 1761 and encodes 586 amino acids. The transcript is spliced from 6 exons.